CUAACCGCCAACAUGUGUAUCGCGCUGCUUUUGAAACUGUGUAAAGUUCUGGUAAUAGUUCCAGGCGAAAACUAUAAACAUAGCUUAGCCUACACUCUUUAUACCUAUACCUGGAUCGUUUUAAGUCUAGCUAGUGUAUUAUUCUACAUAUUCGGACAACUAACAAACCCUAACUUCAAAACUAUGAUUUUCACUGUACGAAUUUUGGAUGGAGUCACUAUGGCUUUAAUCACGUCUUCAACAUUGUGCAUAGCUUCCAAAUGCCGUCUAGCAACGAAUCUUUUGCAGCAUUUGCAGUUAACGAGCAUCAAAGAGAAUAAUCGUAAGAUUAUGGUUGGUUUUGUUUUGGUGCAUAUAGUUUUUAUCGCGACUAACCUUGUGGGCGAUGCUAGUUUGAGUAUGUCUAUCGGCUUACUUCCCGGAGCAAGAAUUGUGAAAUACUACAUACUUAGAGACAUGCAGUGGUACGUGCAGACUAUAGCAGUUUACUUGGUGAUCAUCGUAGCCCACAAAUUCAAAAUAAUGUUCGAAGAGCUCAACGUUUGCCUUCAAAGCUACUCCACAGAAUCAGACACAUCAGAAAGAGAUGAAAAAGUUCAACUGAUUUUGAAAUUAAGGAAACGAUACAAUCACUUGGCAGACCUUGUGCAAGAAUUCAAUGACGUUUUUGGGUUGACCAUAUUCUUUGCAGUGUUGUUCACUAUGGCUAUGGCUGUUUUUAGUAUACAUAGAGCAAUUGUUUUUUCACUGUUUGUCAGUGAUGAUCCAGGAAGGCUAUGGAUUAUACUGGCGAGUAUACUGUGGACGAUUGUGGUGACGUUGCAAGCACUCCUCCUAGCAGCCUCUUGCAGCUCAAUGGAAAAAGAAGCCCGUCGUACAGAAAAAAUCUGCUACUCUCUCGUCAACGAAGCACCAGCAAUGCUCAAAGAGAUCUCUAAAGAAGUUGUAUCGGAAUUAUGCAUUUUAGCUCAACUUGUCGGCUGCAGAAAACCUAGCGUAUCUGCUGCUGGGUUUUUCAAAGUUAACUACGAAAUGAUGGGAUUUAUAGCUGCUACAGUUACUUCUGAUACUAUUAUCACCCUUCAGUGUCUUAUUGAAAGUAUCAAAAUGUAAUACAAUUUUAACUGUCAGAAAAUAUAAGAGUUCAACUUCUGAUGCUGAUUGUUAUACUUGGA
Molecule: messenger RNA, 1175 nt
Organism: Acanthoscelides obtectus
Lineage: Eukaryota; Metazoa; Arthropoda; Insecta; Coleoptera; Chrysomelidae
Source: the annotation of a GenBank genome assembly